AUGAAGAAGUCGACUUCCAAGCGUAAGCCAUACUUUCUAAAUGGUCGACCUCGGCCAGCAGUGUCGAUAGCGAAGCCGCAACUAGAACCAAAAUAUGACCCAGACUCUGGACAAGUUUAUCAAGAGAGAGAAAUACGAUUCGUCAGCAAAAGAAACACCGACUGGACCCGAGAGCGAGUUGGCCGAGAUGUCAUUCACAGAGAUCGUCCUCCAGAGAAAGGCACGCGUUCGCUGGCCGAGACCGCCAUAUUCGAACUCGCUAGACAUUCGGAGGACCUUACGCCCGAACAUUUCGCAUCUGUCCCUUGGCCCAUGGCCAGACGGAUCUGGGAUCGCUUAGUGUCAAGAGGUCGUCACAGCUUUCACAUCUGGAGGAUAUUUGCAGUAUCGUACCCAGGGGCAGAGGAAUUCGGACAUCCUGACUAUAGACACCGCGUGGACAUUCUACAUCCAACCUUGCCAUAUACCGAUUAUUUCACAGGUAUCACGUCCAAUGAUCUGAAUUGGCUGGCAUGUCUGCGUGUCUCACCAAAGCAGAUGAGCGCCACUGACAUGGUUUCCAUUCACAAAGUCACCAACCUGGUGGUUCUGGAUCUAUCCGAUGGGCAAAUCAGUCUUGAUAAUCGUACAUCACCGUUCGACGAACGAAUAAUGCGGUCAUGGGCAGAACUUGCGGAAGCAGGCCAAGCGUUUCAGCUUCUACGUGUCAUUCUUUUCGGAUGGCAGGAGCACAUCUGCAAGUGGCUAUUCAAGUAUGUCGAUGUAUUUCCGUCCUUGUGCCAUGUCAUUGUCACAGACUGUCCCAGAAUGCAUCAGAGGAACAGAAGGGAAUGGGAGCCCUUUUCGACAGCUGCUGGCUGGGAUGCGAGACAUGCCAAGAGGAGUGCGAAAGAUUUGAGGCCCAUCGUCGAGCGUGGUGAGGCCGGGAAGGGCUACGUUUGCGGCUUCUAUGAUGAGAGCCAGAGUGUCUACGAAGACCUCGUCCACCCGCGGCGGCCAGACUUGGUGGAGAGACUGCCUUUGCUGGACACCGAGAUAGGGACACCACGACAGUGGAGACACAUCGUCGACGACUUUCCGUCGACAAGAACAAUUCUCUUCGACAAUAUCAAGACAAAGGCCUGGGAGGAGGAAGGGAAAAACCCGCAUGUCGUCGAUAUACCUCAGAGUAAGAGGUUGAGGAAUUCAGAAGGUGUGAACCAAGGCACGGCCUCUCCUCCGGCAAAACGAAGCAGUCAGACAGCGCCCAGAACAAGGCCAAGUGUCCGGACCGCCGGGGACCUCCUCCAAGAGUUCCUGCCCCGAUGA
This is a messenger RNA of Exophiala oligosperma, 1308 nucleotides long. RefSeq lists its product as uncharacterized. The coding region runs from base 1 to 1308 and encodes 435 amino acids. NCBI's taxonomy places the organism in Eukaryota, Fungi, Ascomycota, Eurotiomycetes, Chaetothyriales, Herpotrichiellaceae. The transcript has 2 exons. The record is from RefSeq and is a predicted model, not a curated record.